GAGAUUUUAUUCAAGGACAGGCUCGAAUUUUUCUACUUUCCCACGGAGGUUAUGUCACUUCCGGGUUCAGUUGCGCAAGAUGGCGGAAAGGCAGCAAAACGGUGAGGAACGGGACGAGGGUUUUGAGAUCUUGGACCUGGCUGAGGCACGAAGACGAGGCUGGCUGAAGGACAUGUUUCCCAAGGACCUUUCCGCCAAGUCUGUCGGCACACAAAUCGCUGUGGGUGGCGUGUCGGGAUGGUGUGCAGGUUACCUGUUCUCGAAGGUGGGGAAGCUGGCGGCCACAGCUGUGGGGGGAGGAUUCCUGCUGCUGCAGAUAGCGAACCACGCAGGUUAUGUGAAGAUUAACUGGAAGAGAGUAGAGAAGGACAUGGAGAAGUACAAGAAGGAGAUCGGGAAACAAGCCGAGAAGGCUUACCCUGACGUCGCACAGAUUUUACAACAGGCUAAGACCUUCAUGCAGGAGAACAUGGUGGUAGCAGGUGGUUUCGCUGGCGGCUUCCUGAUAGGACUGGCUUCAUGAUCACUCUCAGAACAACAAAGAGAAGAAAGACACUUAUAAAACAAAAGAUCUACUUUAACUAAUAGUAAGAUUAAAAGUCUAAUCUGAAAGGAACUUUUUCUUUAGCCUCUACCAGGCUUCGGGAGGCAGCUGGAAAGAGUAGAAAUUGGCCAAAUAGAGAGAUGUUUAAAGUUAAAACUU
Molecule: messenger RNA, 703 nt
Organism: Branchiostoma belcheri (Belcher's lancelet)
Lineage: Eukaryota; Metazoa; Chordata; Leptocardii; Amphioxiformes; Branchiostomatidae
Product: FUN14 domain-containing protein 1-like
Exons: 5
Coding region: 80-523 (147 amino acids)
Biological process (GO): autophagy of mitochondrion
Cellular component (GO): mitochondrial outer membrane
Source: RefSeq, a predicted model, not a curated record